GCUACGACAGACCACAGGUGUUUUUAAUUGCAGGACGUCCAGUUAUGAAGACGGCGACAACAUAACUAAACGGCCCCGUUUGACCGCGAUUAAAGCUUUGAUAUUAAGCUUUAUACGUUUUUUACGGAAAAAAUUAGCACAAAAAUGACUUCAAACGACUGUCAGUUGGCGGUUAUCCUCUUGCUGCUUCUUGGCUUCACGCACCACCAAGUAACAGGAAUCUGCGACGUGGAGAUUUGCGCCACCAACCCAGAAAGGUGCGUCCUGUCUAAAGACGAGAGCACCUGCAAGUGUGUGGAAGGAUUUUAUGAUGACAAUUGUGGCAAAGAUGCACACAUCAAAGUCUUAUGCACCAAGACGUACAUGGGCGUCAGAGCGCGCGAAGAAUUCUUCAUGUAUUACAACACGCCGGUCACGUCUUUGCACCUGCCCAAUAGAUCGUGCAAAGCAUACAGGGAGGUCAUCAACAACGUUCCGUACUACAUGGUCAAGGUAGCAAAAAAUGAAUACAUCGGAUGUGGAGGCAAAUCGCUUGAGAAAAACUUCACUCAUGUCACAUACACCCUGAGUCUUCAAUCAGAGCCUCAGGCCGUUGGAAACAUCAUCAGAGAUCCCGUCAUCAAACUGGAUUUUACAUGCAUCUUUCCAUUCAUCAGAACAGUCAGCCUGCCUUUUCCAGUUGAACCCAUUUCCAGUGAGGCGAUGGUGCGUGUCGAUGAGCUAGAUGCGACCAUACAGAUGAUGUUGUACACGGAUCAUAGCUACACGACAGCUUUCAGCAGUGCCCCCACUGUUGAGCUGGGGGACCAGGUGUAUGUUGAGAUCACCGUGAUGGAGCCUGCAGACUUUUUCCUCCUUCGCAUCAAUGACUGCUGGGCCACACAGAGUCAGCAAGCCAAUGCCUCGGAGGGCUUGGUUCACAGCCUGCUUUUGAAUGGGUGUGCGACCGAUGACACAGUUACCUUCCACAGCCUGAGCGAGGGAGAGUCUGGCCUUAAUGGACAGAGCUCCACCAUUCACUACAGCUUCGCCAUGUUCCGCUUCACAGUAGAGCCACACUUGUUCUAUCUGCAUUGCACCGUGCAGCUCUGUGACCCAGAUGACAGAAUAUCCUGCACACCUAACUGCAAAUCCAUCACGAAGCGAGAAGCCGUGCGAGUAGACACUGCCCAAGGGCUGUUGUCAUAUGGACCCAUCAGAAUUGAAACACCAAAUAAACCUGUGUCUAAUGUAGUGACAACAGUGGUGCUCCCUGUAGCAGGUGUCUGGGCUGUGGGCUUCAUCCUCACCCUCCUCAUCGCAGUGGCAAGAGCUGGCAGUAGGAAGAUUGUACAAACUGAGCAGCUCUGAUUUCAAUAAAAUGUAAAACCAU
Molecule: messenger RNA, 1372 nt
Organism: Hippocampus zosterae (dwarf seahorse)
Lineage: Eukaryota; Metazoa; Chordata; Actinopteri; Syngnathiformes; Syngnathidae
Gene: zpd
Product: zona pellucida glycoprotein d
Exons: 10
Coding region: 145-1350 (401 amino acids)
Biological process (GO): neutrophil migration
Cellular component (GO): cell surface; apical plasma membrane
Source: RefSeq, a predicted model, not a curated record